Messenger RNA from Corythoichthys intestinalis (scribbled pipefish), 737 nucleotides. RefSeq names its product biogenesis of lysosomal organelles complex-1, subunit 1 (gene bloc1s1). The transcript has 4 exons. Lineage: Eukaryota; Metazoa; Chordata; Actinopteri; Syngnathiformes; Syngnathidae. Gene Ontology annotation, cellular component: BLOC-1 complex. Gene Ontology annotation, biological process: endosomal transport. Bases 118 to 501 code for a protein of 127 amino acids. The record is from RefSeq and is a predicted model, not a curated record.
CAUGACGUCAUGACGUUGGUCUCGUGACUCGAUUCAACAGCUGUUAGCGUCCUGCACGAUUUUUCCUGAGCUUGCUAUUUAUUUGUCUUUGUAAACUUCCCAAACGCUUCCAGCCGAAUGAAGAUGUUGUCUCGUUUGCUGAAGGAGCACCAGGCGAAGCAAAACGAGAGGAAGGAGCAGCAAGAAAGGCGUCGCCGUGAAGCUAUUUCCGCAGCCACCUGCCUUACGGAAGCCUUGGUGGACCAUCUCAACGUCGGCGUGGCCCAGGCAUAUGUCAACCAGCGCAAACUGGACCAUGAAGUGAAAACAUUGCAAGUCCAAGCCGGUCAGUUUUCUAAGCAGACAGCACAGUGGAUCAGCAUGGUGGAGGGUUUCAAUCAGGCCCUGAAGGAAAUUGGUGACGUGGAGAACUGGGCCCGGAGCAUCGAGAUGGACAUGAGAACCAUCGCCACGGCAUUGGAGUACGUGCACAAGGGUCAGCCUCAGUCAGCCCCGUCCUAAAGACUUUAUCAGAGCUGGAAGAAUGCCACUGACAACCGUAAAGUGACGAUAAGGUACAACACGUGAAUGUGUCGAGGUUAAAAUGUGAACCCUGGCAGCUUGCUUUUUUUAUCUGUCGGCUCACAUUAGUGUUUGCUUAUUUAUAAAAAUUUAUGUAAGAAGCACUACUGAAAAAUUGGAUGAUGAUUUCCAUCCUCGUGUACUGUUAUAGUAAGACAGCCUCAUUUCUUGAAUAA